This is a messenger RNA of Babesia bovis T2Bo, 1215 nucleotides long. RefSeq names its product Thiolase N-terminal domain family protein. Gene Ontology annotation, biological process: fatty acid beta-oxidation. Gene Ontology annotation, molecular function: acetyl-CoA C-acetyltransferase activity. The record is from RefSeq and is a predicted model, not a curated record. Lineage: Eukaryota; Apicomplexa; Aconoidasida; Piroplasmida; Babesiidae. The transcript is spliced from 6 exons. Bases 60 to 1205 code for a protein of 381 amino acids.
CUAACUCGUUUUGUUUAGUCAUAUCUUGUGAUUCCACAGAUGAACAUAAGACAAAUGACAUGGCAAACAUAAUUGGCUUUGCACGCACGCCAUUCGUCCCUAUUUUGGGUGCCUUUGCACAGGAAUCUAGCACUUCACUAGGCAUCAGUGCAGUCAAAGGUGCUAUCAGUAAAGGAAUCGUUAACGCAAAUGCAAUCGAUACACUAGUGCUAUCACAAGUUAUUACCGGUGGGACUGGUCCUUCACCAUCUAGGCAGAUUUCAAAAGGAGCUGGCCUUCCAAACACAACAAAAUGUAUGCAAAUAAACCACUUGUGCACUUCUGGGUUGAAAAGUGUUACAAUUGCUACUGAUGGAAUCGCAUUGGGCAAAUCGCAACUCACGGCAGUGGUGGGUGUGGAAAGCUCGUCGCAGUCACCGUACCUAUUAACAAAAGCGAGAGAGGGUGGAUAUGGACUGGGUGAUGGUGUCCUAGUAGACCCCCUAACCAGUGACGGGUUUUCCUCGCCUUGCAUGGAUCCUGAUACAUUCCUUAAACACGUUAAGAUAACAAACGCGGAAUUGUCACAAUAUGUUCAAGAGAUGUUUCAACAAACAGCUGCAUGUUACAGUGACGGUAUAAUGCAGAAUGAGAUAAUUCCUGUCGUGGUGAAUCGCAAGAAUAAUCACAAGUAUGGCGGGUUAUGGAUAACUCCGCCACAGCAAAAAGUAUCGGAAGAUAUACUACCCAAAUUGCACAACCCCAAGAAUCUUUCUGGUAGUAUAAAAACAAUAUGUACCUUGGCUGAUGGUGCUGCAUGUUUACUACUGGCAAAUGACGAUUUCGUGAAUCGGCUGGGUAUAUCACCAUACGCACGUAUACUUAGUUACUGUGAAGAGAGUGUCGAUGGGUCUCAGUUUCCAAAGGCACUGGUCGGCGUCAUCAAGAAGAUUAUUGCCGAAGUGAAUCACAGGGUCGACCUAUAUGACAUAAUGGAUCAGUAUGCUCUCUUGUCGGUAUACGCAUCUAGGAAUCUGGAUAUAGAUCAUUCCCGUAUAAACACAAAUGGCAGCACGAUUGCAAUCGGGCACCCAAUGGGCGCCACUGGAAUACGCCAGACAAUAUCUUUGGUAACUGCUUUACGAGCACGUCAACUACGCUACGGCUGCGUAGCUGGUACCAAUCUGUCGGGUGAUGCGAUAGCCAUGCUGAUAGAGGUUUGCUAAACAGGGUCUA